This is a messenger RNA of Penicillium olsonii, 1164 nucleotides long. Lineage: Eukaryota; Fungi; Ascomycota; Eurotiomycetes; Eurotiales; Aspergillaceae. The record is from the annotation of a GenBank genome assembly.
AUGGCUUAUUGGCUCGGACCCUUGCCGCAAGAGCCAUGGGUAAGUGACCACACGGGUCAGAUUGAAACCCAAGCCCAUGGGCUCCCCGACAUCGAAGAUACACCCUUGCUCCUGGAAGAGAUUCAGUUGACCCACUUCACCAAGUUCGAAUACUGGGUAAACGAUAUCGGUCGAAUUCUCGCCACCUGGAACCUAGACCUGUUGAUCGACAUAACCAUCCCCCGCCCCGCUCGAGACUCGCCUGAGUUCGCAGCAUGGGACAGAACUUCCCGAGGAGUUCGCUAUUGGAUUGCCUGGAACAUGCACGUCAUCCUGGUUGGAAUGGUAGACCGCAUCCACGGACCUAGUGACUAUGCCGAUGAGUUUAUGCAUCGCAUCCAGUUGACCUUCCAUGAGGUUCGACGCUGUAUGCCAAUUCGACGGCGUCCCCCCGUGCGAAGGAUGAUGGCAGCCUUGAACAAAGUCACACAGUGCAAGAGAGACGAUUGGCCCACUGCAACGGCCUUCAUCCAUGAAUUGAUCCUUUUGUACAGGGAUUCCAAGCGAUACCAUCUCCUUCUCCAUCCGUUUCUGCCACUAACAGUCAUGUUCAAUGAGUUGAAAAAUGAGUUUCUGGCGAUAAUUCGAGCAAAGAUCCGAGAUGUCGAGAACAUGCCACAUGGAGGCCGGUUUCUCAGCACUACCGAGGUCGUUAUGGUGUGCAGUGAUAUUCUGAAUCGGAUUGACCCUACACCCCAGCCCCAGGCCCGGCCAGUCGAAGAAGACGACGACGAUGGUGAUGAUGAUGGUGAUGAUGAUGGUGAUGAUGAUGGUGAUGAUGAUGGUGAUGAUGAUGGUGAUGAUGAUGGUGAUGAUGAUGGUGAUGAUGAUGGUGAUGAUGAUGGUGAUGAUGAUGGUGAUGAUGAUGGUGAUGAUGAUGGUGAUGAUGAUGGUGAUGGUGAUGAUGAUGGUGAUGGUGAUGAUGAUGAUGAUGAUGAGGAGGAGGAGGAGAGUGGGUCAGAGUCGUCGGGCUCUGAGGAGAUGGAAUCAGACAUGUCGGAUUGCGAGGAGCCAGAGCUGCCACAGCAUGAGCAGAUGAAUGAUGAGGCGAUGGAUGAAUUGAGGGAUGAUGAAUCGAUGGACAAUGAAUCUGUGAUCAGCAUCAUCACCAUCUCAAGCUCGUGA